AUGGCGGGUCUCGCCCACCCGUCCGGGACAUGUGGCGGGCCUCACCUGUCCAACCCAGGACCCGCGGUGGGCCGUGCCCGCACGUCCCGGGACCAGUGGCGGGCUUCACCCGACCAUCCCGGGACCCGCGGCGGGCCUUGCCCAUCAGUCGCGGGACCCACGGCGGGCCUUGCCCAUCAGUCGCGGGACCCGCGGCGGGCCUUGCCCAUCAGUCACGGGACCCGCGGCGGGCCUCAGCACCCGUCCCGGGACCAGAGGAGGGGCUCACCUGCCCGUCCCGGGACGCAGCAGGCUCGCAUGCCCGUCCUAGACCCACAGCGGGCCUCGCCCGCCCGUCCCGGGACCCUCAGUGGCCCUCGCCCACCAGUCCCGGGACCCACGGCGGGCCUUGCCCACCCGUCCCGGGACUCGCGGAGGGGCUUGUCUGCUCGUCCCGGGACCAGCGGCGGGCUCACACGCCUGCCCGAGAUCCACCUGGGGCCUCGCCCGCCCGUCCCGGGACCCGCGGAGGGCCUUGCCCGCCUGUCCUGGGACCUUUGGCAGUACUCGCCCACCAGUCACCGGACCCCUGGCGGGCCUCGCCUGCCCGUCCCGGGACUUGCGGCAGGCCUCACCUGGAACCAGUGGUGGGAUCUGCGACGGGCCUUGCCCCCCUGUCCCAUGACCUGCGGCGGGCCUGGCCAGCCCCGCCCAGGGCCCGCAGCGGGCCUCGCCCGUCUGUCCCGGGACCCGCGGCGCGCCACGCCUGCCCAGCCCGAGACUGGCGGAGGGCCUUACCCACCCAGCCCUGGACCCCUGGCAGGCCUCACCGCCCAUCACGGGACCGGCGGCGGGCCUCACCUGCCCGUCCCGGGACCCACAGCGGGCCUCGCCAGCCCGUCCUCGGCCCCUGGCAGGCCUUGCCUGCCUGUCCCCGGGACCUGCGACGGGCCCCAAUCGCCCGUCCCAGGACCCGCGGGGGAAAUUGCCCGCCUGUCCCGUGACCCGUGGCAGGCCCCGCCCGCCUGUCCUGGAACCUGCGGCGGGCCUCGCCCGCCCGUCCCGGGACCCGCGGCGGGCCUCGCCUGCCCGUUCCGGGACCCGCAGCGGGCCUUGUCCACCCGUUCCAGAACCCACUGCGGUCCUCACCUGCCCGGCCCGGGACCGGCGGAGCACCUUGCCCACCCGUCCUGGAACCAGUGGAAUACUUCACCCGCCUGGCCAGGGACCAGCAGCAUGCCUCGCCCGCCUGGCCAGGGACCCACGGCAGGCCCUGCCCGCCUGUCCUGGGAACCCUGGCCCGCUGUCCCUAACCCCUGGCAGGCCUCGCCCACCCAUCUCAGGACCCACGGCGGGCCUCGCUUACCUGUCCCAGGGCCCUUGGUGGGCCUCUCCCACCCGUCCUGGGACUUGCGGACACCCUCGCCCGCACGUCCCGGGACCCGCAGCGGGCCUCGCCCGCCCGUCCCGGGACCCGCGGAGGGGCUCGCCCGCCAGUCCUGGGACCAGCGGCAGGCUCGCUGGCCCGGCCCGGGAUCGGCGGCGUGCCUCAUCCGCCCGGCCCAGGACGUGCGGUGCGCCUCACCCGCCCAUACUGGGACCAGUGCCGAGACUCACCCGCCCAGCCCUGGACCCGCAGCGGGCCUCGAUAGCCCAUCCCCGGACCCCUGGCGGGCCUUGCCUGCCUGUUCCGGAACACGCAGCAGGCCUCGCCCACCCGGCCCAGGACCCGCGGCGCGCCUCGCCAGCCCAUCCCAGGACCUGUGGCAAGACUCCCCGCCCGACCUGGGAACCUUGGCGAGCCUUGCCCGCCUGUCCCGGGACAUGUGGGGCGCCUCACCCACCCCUGGAUGA
This is a messenger RNA of Macrobrachium nipponense, 1833 nucleotides long. RefSeq names its product basic proline-rich protein-like. The coding region runs from base 1 to 1833 and encodes 610 amino acids. The transcript has a single exon. The record is from RefSeq and is a predicted model, not a curated record. Lineage: Eukaryota; Metazoa; Arthropoda; Malacostraca; Decapoda; Palaemonidae.